AUCGACAUGGGGUUAUUUAAAACAGCUAGAAGCGAAUAUUGAAAAAAAACAACGUAAGGAUAAAAUGUUAGCUAGCUGUUAGCUGUAGCGACAAGUGCCAGCGGCGGAUGGACGGAGCCUGGAUCCGGAUCCGAUCAGGAGCGUUCGGGUUCAGCUAGUUAGCUGGUCGGUUAGCCGGUCAGCUAACACGGGCUGUUAAUCUGUAUGAGACAACACAGGCAGGGACAAGCGUUAGCAGGCAUCUCUGCUCAGCAUUACUCCACAAAGAGAAAAAGGAGGAAAGCUUAAUCCUAGUUUGAUCCAUGGAGCCCACACAGCUCUGGAUCUCUAUCCAACAUCCAGGAGGAAGCUAGUCGGAGCUAGCAGGCGGCUCACAGUGAUUCGGUUUUUGUGCAACAUCUCUCGGGCUUCAGCAGAUUCUGAGACCUGCUAGUGUCUCUGGAUCUUUCUUUUUCAUCAGACUGGUUUUAAUUAAAUUUAAUGUAACUCAACAUUGAUUCCUCCAUGGGAUCCUCGCAGUGGGUUGAAAAGGCAGACAGGCUGACGUGAUGACGUUACCGGGAGAAGCCGCUCUCCUGCUGGCUCACAGCUGAUGGAGAGGAGUCCCUGCUCCUCCUCUCACACAGACGGCCGGGGUCGUAUGAGGAGGACGCGGAGCCCAGGACUGAUACACUGAACUGGACAGUAAACGUUUCUCGCAUCAACUGGAAGGAAGCCCUGACCCGGUUUGAUAGUUUGAUGGAAAUGGAUGCCUUGCCUGUUGAUGAGUUUACAAGAUAAAGCUUUUUUGGUUUCACGGAUGUUUCUGUUUUGAUCAACUGGAGCGAGCGAGUCUUGGAUCUGCCACAAAAAAAGGAUUUCUAAAUAUUUUCCGAUACUCUCAUCUGUUGCCUUGUCAUUGAUUCAGCAUCAACGAGGUAGUUCACAGAUCAAAAGCAUCAAAAUGACUUGAAUGAGUGCCUUUUAGUUGUGUAUGCAGCCCAUUGGCUAUAUAACACCUUCAGUCCAGCAAUGUUAAAACCCACCGUUUUGUGACCUCAAGUUUUUCACCUUUUAUUACUGCGAAUAACCAGUUAACCGAGGGAAAACGCAAGAACUAUGCACCGUUGUCUCUCAUCUGACACAGAACCAGUAACCUCAGCGGAGGAGAGGCGCUCGUAAAGGUACCGACCCCUCUGAAAAACCUCCGACCUCCCUCUGGGUGACAUUUCAUUUUUGGUUUUAUACCCACGGGCUGUGUAGAGUGCUGCAGGGAUGUUCGCCGCCGUGGAGCAUGGUCCGGUCCUCUGCAGCGACUCCAACAUCCUGUGCCUGUCCUGGAAGGGCCGCGUGCCCAAGAGCGAGAAGGAGAAGCCAGUGUGUAGGAAGCGCUACUACGAGGAGGGCUGGCUCGCUACCGGCAACGGGAGAGGGGUUGUCGGGGUUACGUUCACGUCCAGCCACUGUCGACGGGACCGGCCCACCCCGCAGAGAGUCAACUUCAACCUCAGAGGACACAACAGCGAGGUGGUGUUGGUGCGGUGGAAUGAACCCUUCCAAAAGCUGGCCACCUGUGAUACGGACGGAGGGAUCUUUGUUUGGAUCCAGUAUGAGGGCCGCUGGUCUGUGGAGCUGGUCAAUGAUCGUGGAGCACAGGUCAGUGACUUCACCUGGUCCCACGAUGGCACCCAGGCCCUCAUCUCAUAUCGUGACGGCUUCGUCUUGGUGGGAUCAGUGAGCGGACAGAGACACUGGUCCUCAGAGAUCAACUUGGAAAGCCAGAUUACCUGCGGCAUCUGGACCCCUGAUGACCAGCAGGUGUUGUUUGGUACUGCCGAUGGACAGGUGAUCGUGAUGGACUGCCACGGGCGCAUGCUGGCCCACAUUCUACUGCACGAGUCGGAUGGCAUCGUCAGCAUGUCUUGGAACUAUCCCAGCUUCCUGGUGGAGGACAGCAGUGAGAGCGACACUGACUCUGACGACUACUCCCCACCGCAAGUGCACAGUCAGAAACCACUGCUGACCGUCAGCUUCACCUCCGGAGACAUCAGCCUGAUGAACAACUAUGACGACCUCUCACCUACCCUCAUCCGCACCGGUCUGAAAGAUGUGGUGGUCCAGUGGUGCGCACAGGGGGACCUCCUUGCAGUGGCAGGAAUGGAGAGGACCCUCCUCUCCCCUGACCCCACCUGUCCUAACCCCACCAGGAACGCUAUUGUCAAGUUCUACAACGUUCAAGGAGAACACAUCUACACUCUGGACACACCAGCACAGCGCCCCAUUACCACGCUGUGCUGGGGUCACCGUGACUCACGCCUGUUUCUGGCAUGCGGCCCGGCACUCUAUGUUGUACGAGUGGAGCACCGCGUUGCCAACCUGCAGCUCCUGUGCCAGCAGGGCAUUGCCACCGCAGUGAAGGAGGAAAAAGAUGUCGCCAAGCUCACCAUGCCUUCCCGCCUCUGUUCCUACGUCACCGCUGCGUUCGUCCCCACCAUCAAGCCCCCCAUCCCUGAUCCCAACAACAUGCGUGAUUUUGUGAGCUACCCAACGGCUGGAAACGAGCGUCUGCACUGCACCAUGAAGCGAACAGAGGAUAACCCUGAGGUGGGAGGGCCGUGCUACACUUUGUACCUGGAAUAUCUAGGAGGUCUGGUGCCCAUCCUGAAAGGCAGAAGGAUAAGCAAACUGCGUCCAGAGUUUGUCAUCAUGGAUCCCAAGACAGAUGGGAAAACAGACGAGAUUUAUGGCAACAGUCUGAUAUCUGCCAUGAUUGACAGCUGUAACUGCUCAGACUCCAGCGAUAUUGAGCUCAGUGAUGACUGGGUGGGCAAGAAAUCUCCAAAGAUAUCCAGAGGCAGCAAAUCCCCCAAACUGCCCAGGAUCAAUAUUGAUCCCAGGAAGUCACCCAAACUGUCUCGAGCUACACAAGAGAUCUCCAGGUCACCGCGGUUACCAAUACGGAAACCCUCGAUCGGAUCGCCCAGUCUGACGCGGAGGGAGUUUCCUUUGGACGACAUCACUCAGCAAAAUUACCUCGCUCAGGUCACAUCCAAUAUUUGGGGGACAAAGUUCAAAAUUGUUGGGCUGGCCACAUUCUUGCCAACCAAUCUUGGUGCAGUCAUCUAUAAGACCAGCCUCCUCCAUCUGCAGCCCAGACAGAUGACCAUCUACCUGCCAGAGGUGCGCAAGAUCUCCAUGGAUUACAUCAACCUGCCUGUCUUCAGCCCCAACGUCUUCAGCGAGGAUGAGGACGACCUGCCUGUCACGGGCCCUGCUUGUGGAGCCGAAGACAACAACCCACCCUGCACUGUCAACAUCCCUAUUGCACCCAUCCAUAGCCCCGCCCAGGCCAUGUCACCUGCCCAAAGCAUCGGUCUGGUUCAGUCACUCCUAGCCAAUCAAAAUGUUCAGCUGGAUGUCCUAACCAAUCCCACGGCAACUCCUUCAGGGGCGGCUGCCAGUGGGUCAGACCAAAGCCAAGACACCAUCCUGACAGCCCAGUACACAGUCCCCACCCGGUACUCCAGUCCUGGUCAGGUCAUCUUUGGGGGCCUAGAAAUGAGUCGCCUCAUGGUGGGACCUCCACCCUCUCAUCAUCCCUCACAACAACAACAACAACAACAACAACAACAACAGCAACAGAGUCACCAUCAACAACAACAACAGCAGCAACACCACCAACUGCAACAGCAACAACUGCAACACCACCAACAACAAAUUCAGCAUCACCAACAACAACUUCAGCAGCAGCAGCAGCAGCUCCAUCAACAGCAGCAGCAACAGAUGCUUCAGCACCAACACUUACAACAGCAACAGCAACUUCAGCAACAACACAUCCAGCAGCAGCUCCAACACUUACAGCAACAGCAGCAGCAUCAACAUCAGCUUCAGCAGCACAUCCAGCAACAGCAACAGCUUCAACAGCAGCAUCAACAAAUGCAGCAGCACCUCCAGCAGCAGCAGCAACAAAUGCAUCACCAACAGCAAUCACAACAGCAGCCACAAAUGCAACAUCCACAGCAAUCACAGCAACAAAUGCAUCAUCCACAGCAAUCACAGCAGCAGCAACAAAUGCAUCAUCAACAGCAAUCACAGCAACAAAUGCAUUAUCAACAGCAAUCACAGCAACAGCAACAAAUGCAUCACCAACAGCAGUCACAGCAGCAGCAGCACCAGAUGCAACAACAACAGCACCACCAUCAUAUUCAACAGCAGCUCCAAAUUCAAAUACCUGUUCCCUCUUUGUCCUCAAGUCAGCCUCCAGGUCCAGCUGUGCUCCCACCAGGGGCGUUGCAGAUUCAGAUCCCUCACCCAUCCGGUGAGUUAGUGGUGGAGAGAACAGCAGGUGGUGAACAUGAGCACCUGCUUAAGAUCAAAAGCCCACGGCCAAUCCCACAGUUGGCUGAGGGAGACACUGUGGUGUUCAGUUCCCCUCCAGAGCUCAGCAAGAUGAACCCCCCACCCCCCUACCCUGGGACAGUGGCUGCCGCUGUGGCUGCCGCAGCUGCUGCUGCUGCUGCUUCAGCCUCAGCCUCCGCCUCAGCCUCGAACGCUGCAUCUGGACUAGGAGGAGGUACAAGCGGAACUCCACCACCCGGGGACCCUUGCCUAAAGAAAGGCGAGUUCCCUCUGCAUCCUUCAGGUCAGCAGCAAGCGCAGUACCCCACACCACUGGGAUAUGAAAGGAUAACAACCUUUGACAGCAGUGGGAAUGUGGAGGAAGUGUGUCGGCCUCGAACACGCCUUGUCUGCAAUCAGAAUGUCUACACACUCCAGGGACCUGGCAGCUCCGCCACUCUCAGGGUCACCUCCUCAUCAUCAUCCUCAGCUGACAAGAAGAUCCAGCUGCCCUAUGCCUCUGCAACCCUCAACAGACUCACUGCUCCUCGCUACUCCAUACCCAGUGGGGACCCGCCCCCCUACCCUGAUCCAGCCAAUCAGAACAAUACCAUAGGCAGGAACCCCGGACAGAGGCUGGACAGCAGUCUCAUCCACGCCACUCUCAGGAGGAACAGCCGAGAGGCCGCUCUCAAAGUUUCACAGAUGCUGGAACCACCUAGACCACUGCCUCCUAAGGCCAAAAAUAGUAGUGCACUAGCAGCCUCAUUCCAGCAGAGGGUGCCAACAGCCUUAUACACCUGCAGUCAGUGUAGCACUGGAUCCAGUGCUGGAAGCACUGCCCCAGGAAGUGCUAAUGGAAUAGCAGGAGGAACUAUUAUCAGGCAGGAUUUCCCUCCAGGGACUGGAGCACCACAUAGCACAGUUAUUGUUCACUCUAACAGCGCCACUGCUCUGGCCUCCCAGUCCUCGUACAACCUGCUGAGCUCUCUCGAAGGACCUGGGAGUGCAAUAGGAGGAGUGAGUACCAGAGACAGGGCUGAUUAUGUAAACUCAGCGUUUACUGAGGAUGAAACACUGAACCAGUCACUGAGGCAUCUAGCACUAGGAGGAACCGAUGCGUCAGGGCUGGUUGUCAAACGCCCACCUCCUUAUCAGUGGGAUCCCGCAGCCACAGAGGAGGUGUGGGUUCCUCAGGAACGGACAGCAACACUGAAUCCCACUGGCCCUCCUGGACCCCACAAACCACCCCCACUUAUUCUUAGCCCAGCUCAGCACUUGGAUGUGUCCAGACUGCCUUUUGUCCUUUCCCCUAAGUCCCCCACAAGCCCCAGUGCUGCUUCUUUUCAAGCUGCUGCAGCAGCUGCAGGCUACCAAAUCUCUCUCCAGUACCCUCCAGCUACUGCCUAUCCUGGAGCCCAGCUCCAGCCCAUCCAAGGAUCACCCCGCCCCUGCUCCUCUCCAAAAGAGAUGGUGGCACCAGUACCCUACUCACAGCAGGAUGCCACCCUUGUCUUACCGCCAGGAUACCCUGCUAACUUGGCAAACCUCGCCUGCUGCCCCCUCCCACCUUUGUAUACUGGAGGGGGGGCUUGUUCCGGGCUUCCUAUUCCCCCAAUUGCCCUUCACACUCCUUGGGGUACCUAUAACUCUUGCCCACCUAUGCCCAGUCCUGCAGUGCCACUACCACCCAAAGCCUCCCACAUGGCAGUUGACAAAAAUGUUCUCUCACCUCCACCUCCUCCCCCACCACCGCCUCCCCCACCACCAGCAGAACUCCAGAAUCAUGGAGGAUUACAGGAUGCCAUGGCCGAGGCUGGGGAAGGUUUUCAGGAGGUGCUCUCCCUGACCGAAAGCCCGGUUCCACAGCGGUCUGAUAAGUUCAGCAAGAAGAACCGUAAGCGUGUGGAUGGGCGCACAGAGGAGGCUAACGUGCCACCACUAGCAGAAGGGAGCAAGUCGAAAAAGGAGGGCAGAGCUUUAGGUGAUUUCAACUCACUUAUCUCAAGUCCACGGCUGGGGGGAAGGGACAAGAAGAAGCUGAAGGGACAGAAAGAGCAGCAGUUGAAGGCUAAGAAGCUGAGUAAAGCCACUGCCAACAGUGAGUUCCAGGACAGUUCAGAAAGUGAGCCGGAGCUGUUCAUCAGCGGGGACGAGCUGCUCAAUCAGUGCCAGAGCGGCAAGAAGGGCUGGAAGAGUAAGAGGAACCUGAGGGCUGCCAGUGAACUGGACGAGAUCAAAUGUCGAAAGGCCAAUGAGAAGGAGGACAGAGGACUGGGCAGCCAGGGAUUUGUGUACGUCAUGGCCAACAAGCAGCCUCUGUGGAAUGAAGCCACGCAGGUGUACCAGCUGGACUUCGGUGGGCGUGUCACGCAGGAAUCUGCCAAGAACUUUCAGAUAGAACUGGAGGGCAGACAGGUGAUGCAGUUCGGCAGGAUCGAUGGCAAUGCCUACAUCCUGGACUUCCAGUAUCCCUUCUCUGCUGUGCAGGCCUUUGCUGUGGCUUUAGCCAAUGUUACACAACGCCUCAAAUGAGAUGUCCCACUCCUUAUUUACCCUGAGUUAUAUCUGGGAUUAAAAUGCAAUCUGUUGAAGGGGCACAGUUGUUUGGUUUGGGAUUAUCAAACUUUGAUUUUUGGAGAGAAGACUAAAAUCAGCCCUGGUCAUAGAGAAACAAUCACGCUGCACUACACAAUGCUGCCACUAGAUUUGGUGCAAUAAGCAUUGGCUGCAUUUGCCAAGGAUGCCCUCAGAUCAGAUCUACCCUGUUUGACAGUCUGUGGUACCUUGCAAUGCAUGUAGGGCCAAAGAGCUGAGCUUUAGGUAAUCAUCAUGCAAAUAAAUGCUGCUUUAGCUAGAAGAAGCUCAUAGUUACAUAGUAACCGAUGGGUUAUUAACUGAGUGGAAAAGUCAUGGUGCAGUUUUCAGAUGAAGCAGCAGUAAUACUUGAAAACAACACUCUGGAGAUCAAAGUUUCUUCUCAGAGUGCACAGGUACUACUGGGCACUGAAAUCCAUUGCUGUACAAAAGUUCAGUGAAACAGUUACCACUUUAUUACACUGCUUUUGCUUUUAGGGUUUUAUUAAACGACUAAACAUAGUGGAGAGUCGUUUUUUGUUUUUGCUCUCCGCCAUUCCUUUUGUUACUAUUUCAGUCUGUCUCAGCUGGAAUCAAGGCUUAGAUACACGUGUCAUUUUUGAGCACUACUAAGGGUUCAUACUUCUCAGUGUUGUGAAAGGUGUGUCACUGAUGUAACACUUGGGAGUACAGAUAGUUACGGUGAUCUACAGUCUUUUUUCACAUGGUUUCCUGGGACUUUGAAGGAAAAAAGAAAUGUUACUCUGCUACACAGAUUAAUUUAUAUGUAAAUUUGUUGUUUAUCUAUUCAGAUAUGAAUUUGAAUAUUAUUGUCAUUGUUUGUGAUAUACAAUCUUUGUACCCUGUCUACAUGGUUUUCAAAGUACCUGCUUUAUUUGGGAGACUGUUGGCUGAAUCUGAAAUAUGCUGUGCUGUCUGGUGUGAGGGGGCUUACAGAAUAGCUUUGACUGACAUAUCCUGUACUUGGAGGAAAAAAUCUACAUAUGGUGACAUAGGCCGCCAAUUAAGUCGCCAGGGCCCUGAUUGAAUAACUCUGGCGUGAAGUGAUGCGUCACCUGCUGUCACUUCUGUGAAGUGAGUGUGUAGUUUGAAGGGGGGGAGGGGGAGCUUUCCCCUGCUCUGAAAAGACCACACUAUAAAAACAUAUAAGCAAGGUACAGGAAAUAUUUUUGUAUAUUUCUCCUAUGCCAUUUCAUACUCUCUCCAGAAGUCAUGUAAAUACAUAUCAGUUAUAUGUAAAUGUUGUUAAGAGACUUGGGGUGACUUUGACAGAUGUUUGUUUACACCUGUCUCCACUGUGUUUUUAAUGUAACUUCAGGCGUGGAGCCAAGGUGUAGUUCUGUUACUCAACAGCUACAAAAAAAAAAAACACACAAAAAAACUACAAAAAAAAAAAA
Molecule: messenger RNA, 8312 nt
Organism: Notolabrus celidotus (New Zealand spotty)
Lineage: Eukaryota; Metazoa; Chordata; Actinopteri; Labriformes; Labridae
Gene: tulp4a
Product: TUB like protein 4a
Exons: 14
Coding region: 1255-6852 (1865 amino acids)
Molecular function (GO): protein binding
Source: RefSeq, a predicted model, not a curated record